CGCACUGUACGGCACGCGCAUUCCUUUUGUCCAAUAUGGCGGCUUAGGUGCAGGCUCGCUGAUGCUGUAAUGUUUUAUGUUUGUUUUUAUCAUUUACAUUGCAAUAUAAGCCGGGGCCACAACUGUAAAUUAUUUAGUUUUAAUUGCAAUCGUAUUUAACGUGCAUCGUCUGAAGAAAUCAAGGGAAUUCCGUAUUUUUUUGCAAGCGCAAGGAAAAAAAGUUUGAGCAUCAUUCAAAUAAAAUGAAGAGGCAGGCCGAGCGGGACGUAAGUCCGGCGAGAGCUAUAGCCAAGCGGAUAAGGGAGAGGGACCGGGACCGAGACGGCGGCAGCCGCCGGGAAGACGUUGCACCGCCGCCUCUGGCUGCACUGUUGUCCGAGAGCCGAAAUUACCACAAACACCAGGCACGGAGCCGGAGCAGGGAGCGAGAGAGGAUCCGGCUGCGUGAGGAGCGCGGUGCUGGCGAGUCUCUGCACCGGCAGCAUCAUCGCGACCUCGGGCUCGCCAGCCGCCCUCCAUUGCGGACCACAGCGGUGCUUCCCAAGAGCAAAGCCGCGGCGGAGCUCCUGGGAAGUCGCGGCGGCGGAGCUAGCUUGGAGUACAAGACUUUGCUCAUUAGCAAUUUGGGCUCUCAGUUGUCAGACGAGCAGGUGGAAGACGGAUUGUUCCACGAGUUUAAAAAGUUCGGAGACGUCAGCGUUAAGCUGUCCCACACCCCGGAGCUGGGUCGGGUCGCCUACGUGAAUUUCAGGCAUCCGGACAACGCCAAGGAAGCCAGGCGAUCUAAGGCCAGGUUAGUGAUGUACGAUCGCCCGCUCAAAGUGGAAGCCGUGUACGUGAGACGGCGCAGCUGCACGCCUCCCGACGUAGGAUACGUGCCUUUGCACGGCCCCUUCCAGUACAGACAGAGGUCCCUGUCGCCGGUGGCCGGUAAGAUCCGCGAUGUCAGACCCCGGCAUUACGCCAUGGAAGGGCUAGCGCUGAGUCGCGAGAGAGAGCGGGCUUUAGAUUACUAUAGCAUGCUGGACGAGAGGGCGCGCGCCCUGGCCUAUCAGCCGCCGGAAGAAGAUUUAAUGCCCGAAGACGACCAGAGGGCCACGAGGAACUUAUUUAUCGGCAACCUGGAUUCCAACGUGUCGGAGGCAGAGCUGCGCAGGGGCUUCGAUAAGUACGGGAUCAUCGAGGAGGUGGUGAUCAAGCGUCCCGCGCGGGGGCAGGGGGGCGCCUACGCCUUCCUCAACUUCCAGAACCUGGACAUGGCGCACCGGGCCAAGGUGUCCAUGUCGGGGCGCGUGUUUGGGGGGAACCCAGUGAAGAUCGGGUACGGGAAGGCCAACCCCACCACGCGGCUGUGGGUGGGGGGGCUGGGCCCCGGGGCAUCGCUGGCGGCCCUGGCCCGCGAGUUCGACCGCUUCGGCAGCAUCCGCACCAUCGACUACGUGAAGGGCGACAGCUUCGCCUACAUCCAGUACGAGAGCCUGGACGCGGCGCAGGCGGCCUGCGCGCAGAUGCGCGGCUUCCCCCUGGGGGGGCCCGACCGCCGCCUGCGCGUGGACUUCGCCAAGGCCGAGGAGACGCGCGGGUACCCCCCGCAGUACCCGCCGGCCGCCGCGCCGCUGCCCGCGCACUACGAGCUGCUGGCGGACGGGUAUGGCUGGCACCGGGGGCUGGGCGCGGAGCUGCGGCCACGGGACCGCACGCCGCCCCACGCGCUGUUCGCCGAGCGCGAGCGUGAGCGGGCCUUCCUGGAGCGGGACCGGCCCGACUGGGCGGGGCCCGAGGCGGAGCGGCGUGCCGCGGGGGAGGCGCCGGGGCGGGGCCGGGCGCGCAGCCGCAGCAGGGAGCGCUGGGAGCGCGAGGCGGAGCGCGGCCCGGCCGCCAAGGCCUGGGAGGAGCGCCGCAAGAGGCGGAGCCUGUCCAGCGAGCGGGCCAGCGAGGACAGGGGGCGGGGCAAAGCGCGCGGGACGCCUGCGGCCGCCACCGUGCCCGAGUCGCCCGGCCGCAGCCCCGGGGGCGAGAGGGGCGGGGCCGACGACCCGGCCGCCCAGACGCCCGAGCAGCCGGCCGAGGACGGGGGGGCGGGGGGGGGCGAGGAGCCCGAGCGGAACCACCGGGGGGGCGACGGCGGGGCGGACGCGCGGCUGGACCCGCCCAAAGCGGACGCGCGGCGGCCCGGCUCGCUGUCGGAGUUCGCCCGCACGCUGCCCGCCGCCUGGCGCGGGGCUCUGGUGCUGAAGAACAGCUGCUUCCCCACCAGCAUGCACCUGCUGCAGGGCGGGGCCGGCUUCCUGUCCGCGCUGCUGCCCGCCCCGCCCGCCCCCCAGCUGAAGAUCGCCCAGCGCCUGCGGCUGGACCAGCCCAAACUGGACGAGGUGACGCGCCGCAUGAAGCAGGGCGGCCCCGAGGGCCACGCCGUGCUGCUGGCCGUCCAGGGGCCCGUGGACCGGGACCCGGCCCCGCCCGAACCGGGCCUGCAGACCCGCCUGCUGCGCAACCUGGUCACCUACCUGAGGAACAAGCAGGCCGCCGGCGUGAUCGGGCUGCCGCUGGGCGGGGCCCGGGAGGGCGGGGGCGGGGGAAUGCUGUACGCCUUCCCCCCCUGCGAGUUCUCCCAGCAGUUCCUGCAGACUGCGCUCAGUACUCUGGGGAGGGUGGAGGAGGAGCACCUGGUGGUGGUAAUAGUCAAAGACUCUGUUUAGGAAGCCUUUUCUGUUUUUUAACUCGUGUAUAUUUUUUUAAGAGGUGUCAGCUGACGAGCCUGCCGGGUUUGAAAGGGAGCGAACGGGAAACGCAGGUGUUUGGGGGUGUGUGGGAGUUGUAGUUUUACAUGGUGUGCUGGAGGAAGGUGUCAGGGUGGGCGUGCUGCUAUGCUUGAGUCGGACUGUUAACGCCAGAAGCCAGGUUGUCUGAACGAGAUGUUUUUUAAAUAAACUGACCAAGUACCUUCUUAUCCUCCAGCUCAAUUGUCCUGAAGAACUGAUUGUACAGUUUACGUUUACACUACACGUUGUUCUUACUGCAGGUGCCAGAGGAGUCUCUGCUUGUUUUUGUAUUUUUAGUCUCAAAAACUUUUUUUUCCCGUUUUUUUUACUAUGAGGUGCUGAGCACAGGAACCUUGAUGUCUUUUCUUCUGUUUCCCUGGGGUCCAGUUUAAUGGAUGCAUAUUUAGUUGGGGGAUGGCUGUAACAGAAUUUUUGUUUAAAGGUAUAUUACUGUUACUCUAUUACUCAAAUGACCGUUUUUUUUUUUUUGUCACAGUUCUCUUUGUUAGCGGACCUGUUUUUGUAUUAUUUUUUGUAUUGUUUUUAGUAUUGUUUCUGCAAUAUCAUGGCGUAUGAAAGAGGUGUGGCUGCUGUGUGGUGUUUACACAGGCGGGUAAUUUAUUAUUUUAGAUGCAGGUUUAAGUGAAGAGAACAGACAUUCAGGUGAGAUUGUGACCUCCAGCUACCUCUGCUGCCCAAACCCACCGAUACUCAGAGCCAAACCACCCACUGCCCAAACCCACUGAUACUCACCCAAACCCCCCUCUGCCCAAACCCACUGAUACUCACCCAAACCACCCACUGCCCAAUCCACUGAUACUCACCCAAACCACCCACUGCCCAAUCCCACUGAUACUCACCCAAACCACCCUCUGCCCAAACUCACUGAUACUCAGAGCCAAACCACCCACUACCCAAUCCACUGAUACUCACCCAAACCCCCCACUGCCCGAUCCACUGAUACUCCAGCACCAUUCUCUUUGGGUGGAGUUUCUCUGUAGACCAAACACUGUUAACUCUGAGGAUAACCUGUUUUUAUAGGACCUUCUGAUUCUUGCACUGGGAAGUGCAGCAUGACAGGAAUAUGUUAACACUAUGCUUGGAGGUUUGUGUGAUCAGCCAGCUGUGUUUUAAUGGUUAGCCUAACCGCUAGUGGGCUCUAGGCCUGACUACAGGGUGAGCCAUACGACUGGACUUCCAUCAGUAAAGACUGUCUUCAUGUGCGUCACAGAUCAGCUGCUUUUGAGCUGUAGAGGCCUUUUCUCUUCGUCUUUUUCUGCUUUUAUCUGUCAUGGACCCUCUCAGCUCUGAGGCUCUGUCUGUCAGGGCCCUGGGCCCUCAGACCCAGCUGCAGGGAUGGCUGAAGCUUCUCUCCAGUCUGUGUCUCCGCUGUUAUUUCUGAAUCGUAAUCACUACAGUCUCAGUGAGUGGGCGGAGUAACGGUCGACGGCGAGCCAGUUGAUUGGCCAGCGGCAGAUUCCGACCGGUCAUUAGCAGACUCUGCACCGCCUCUGUGUAGCAUAAACGUGUUGGGUGUUCUGGAGAGUGAAUGCUGUCGUAUGCUUUGAUAUGACUGUUAUGGUCUGAUUUAACAUUGUAUGAAACUGACAGUAAAAUCAAUUAAUGUCCUGCUCUUA
Molecule: messenger RNA, 4399 nt
Organism: Anguilla anguilla (European eel)
Lineage: Eukaryota; Metazoa; Chordata; Actinopteri; Anguilliformes; Anguillidae
Product: putative RNA-binding protein 15B
Exons: 2
Coding region: 243-2699 (818 amino acids)
Biological process (GO): regulation of alternative mRNA splicing, via spliceosome
Cellular component (GO): nucleus
Molecular function (GO): mRNA binding
Source: RefSeq, a predicted model, not a curated record